This is a messenger RNA of Caenorhabditis briggsae, 2478 nucleotides long. It is a transcript of the gene Cbr-haf-9, whose product is annotated as Protein CBR-HAF-9. Gene Ontology annotation, molecular function: ABC-type oligopeptide transporter activity; ATP binding; ATP hydrolysis activity. Gene Ontology annotation, biological process: peptide transport; transmembrane transport. The coding region runs from base 1 to 2478 and encodes 825 amino acids. The record is from RefSeq and is a predicted model, not a curated record. NCBI's taxonomy places the organism in Eukaryota, Metazoa, Nematoda, Chromadorea, Rhabditida, Rhabditidae. Gene Ontology annotation, cellular component: membrane. The transcript is spliced from 16 exons.
AUGACAUCUUCUCUCUACACGGGUGGUCAGGCUCUGUUCAUCUGUUUGGCCUUUAUUGGUUUGGAUGUUUUGGUCAAUGUUUUUGGACUCGCCUGGAAUGGAAAAGUUUACUUUACAUUCGCCAACAUUGCUCAUUGGUUCGACUUGGCGAAUUAUAGUUUUUUGAAGAAUCCAGUAGAUUUCUUGGCUGUGGCUUUGAUUCGUGACAGUAUUCUUUUGGGUGGAGCUGUUUCUGCAUGGGCGUCUCCGUCCGGAUUCUCACAAGUUGCUGAAAAUGUCAAAAACGUCGUCUUCGCUGCUAUGCUCCUCAUCGUCGCUUUUGCCCCAUCGAAACUUCUUGCCUUCUAUGAAGAUGACAAUAUUCGUCUCGCAGUUGGAGACUGGAUUCUCAUGAUUUGGUGUAUAUUUGCAUCCCUUCUACUUCAAGGAAUUUGGACUUCUGUUCUAACGCAUGUCACUGAAGUUGCAGCUGGAACUGGAGAUUCCCUCCUUUUCGGAGACGCUGAGCACGAGGAAAGACUCCGACAGGAAGAGGCUGAAAAGGCUGCAGAGCAAAGGGAAACUUUCCAGCUUUUAUACAGACUUCUUGGUUAUAUGGGAAGACAGUGGAAGUACUACGGAAUGGCAUUCUUUUUCCUUUUCUGUUACUCGUUGAGUCGUGUCUUCAUUCCAUAUUACACUGGAGAAGUUGUCACUGCUGUCUUCGGAGAUAAAGCUUCUUAUGAACGUCUUCACAGAACCGUUCUUAUUAUGGGACUUCUCUCCUUGGCUUCAACUGUUUUCGGAGGUCUCCGUGGAGGUUCCUUCACUUAUGCUCAUGCUACCAUUGAUAGACAAAUCCGUAACGACUUGUUCCGUUCAGUUGUGAAGCAGGAGAUUGGGUUCUUCGACAUGAACAAGACUGGAGAAAUUUGCUCGAGAUUGUCUGCUGAUUGUCAGACUAUGUCCAACACUUUGUCACUUUAUAUGAAUGUGCUUACCAGAAACUUGACAAUGCUCUUCGGAUCGCUGAUUUUCAUGUUCACAUUGUCUUGGAAGUUAUCAAUGAUCACUUUAAUCAAUAUUCCAAUUAUUUUCUUGGUCAACAAGAUUUUCGGUGUUUGGUAUGAUAUGCUUUCCGAAGAGACUCAAAACUCUGUUGCCAAGGCGAAUGACGUGGCAGAAGAGGUUCUCUCAUCCAUCCGAACCGUCAAGUCUUUUGCUUGCGAGAAUUAUGAAUCCAGCAGAUUCAUGACUUUCCUGAACGUCACCUUGAAAAUUGCAACUCGUAAAGUGUUCGUUGUCAUUGGACUCAUUUGGUCUAAUGAACUUCUUCAAAUGGGAAUUCUUACUAUUGUUCUGUGGUAUGGAGGACAUUUGGUUAUUGAUGGAAAAGUUGAAUCUGGACUUUUGGUUUCGUUCCUUUUGUAUCAAUUCCAAUUGGGAGAGAAUUUGAGAGAACUCGGAGAAGUGUGGAACGGAUUGAUGCAAGCCGUCGGAGCAUCCAGAAAAGUCUUUGAAUUCAUUGAUCGUCCACCACGUGUCGAGAACACUGGAACCUAUGCACCAGACUCAAUGACCGGAAAGAUUGAAUUCCGUCACGUGGCAUUCAGUUAUCCAAUUCGACCAGAUCUUCCGAUUAUGGAGGAUUUAACAUUCACAGUUGAGCCAGGAGAGGUUGUCGCUUUGGUUGGACCAUCUGGUGGUGGAAAAUCGUCUUGUAUUGCAAUGUUGGAGCAUUUCUAUGAGCCAACCAGUGGAGAAGUUUUGAUUGAUGGAGUUCCCGUUAGAGAAUACGAUCACAAGUUCCUCCACACAAAAGUUGCUCUCGUUGGUCAAGAACCAGUUCUCUAUGCUCGAUCGGUCACUGAAAAUAUUGGAUAUGGAUUGGACAAAUAUGAUGACGAUAUGGUGCAAAAAUCAGCCAAACUUGCCAACGCUCACACCUUCAUUAUGAAUGAUACCACUGAUGGAUACAAUACAAAUGUUGGAGAGAAAGGAAGUCAAAUGUCAGGAGGUCAGAAACAAAGAAUCGCCAUUGCCCGUGCUCUCGUUCGCCAGCCAGUUGUUCUUCUUUUGGAUGAAGCCACUUCGGCAUUGGAUGCUGAAUCUGAGCAUACUGUACAAGAAGCGAUUUCGAAGAAUUUGAAGGGAAAGACUGUCAUUUUGAUUGCUCAUCGAUUGUCGACUGUCGAGAAUGCGGAUAAGAUUGUGGUUAUUAAUAAGGUAAGAAUCGAAAAAAGGAAACAUGGAAAAGUGGAACAAUUGGGAAAUCACAAGACACUAAUGGAACAAGAAGGACUCUACAAACAACUGGUUCAACGUCAAAUGAUGAGUGGAGAAGAUGGUUUGGAUGAUGAGAUCGAAGAAGUCGAACCAAUUCGUGAUGGAGCAGGAUCCGGAAGAAGCACAAGAGCCGGAGCACGUCGAAUUAGAAGUCCAUCUCAAUCAAUCAGUCAGUCCUUCUUGGGUACUUCUUUUGCCAGUAGCUAUUUGUAA